This is a messenger RNA of Arctia plantaginis, 468 nucleotides long. The record is from the annotation of a GenBank genome assembly. NCBI's taxonomy places the organism in Eukaryota, Metazoa, Arthropoda, Insecta, Lepidoptera, Erebidae.
AUGGAGUUUUAUGAGUUAUUGAUACUCAAAAGCACAAAUACAGAUUUGAAAGAUGUUUCUGAAACUAAAGAGGAAGAAGAAGAGUCUCUAAAACAUGGCAGACAGUUUGAAGUAAAGCCUUCGCCUCCCAUGGCUAAACGGCUUCAUGCAGAAAUGGCUAAUAGAAGAUAUAAAUUAUGGCGGUAUUUGGAAAAUUCAGAUGUAGAACCAUUUAAAGGUGGAAGUGACGAAGAAUAUCAGCCCAACGAUGAAGAUGAAGAAAGCGAGGAUACAGAGAUAAACGCAGAUUUUAUAGCAAGUAGUGCAGGCAGAAAUACUGAGAGUCUGUCACCAACACCAGCAAGUUCAUCGUCAUCCAAUCCAUCUGAUGCCCAAUGGAAAACAGACGUUUUGCCUUUAGAGAGGGAAAUAUUAAUAGGCAAUCACGGUGUACAAAAACAGUUACUGAUGAUCAGCGAAUUAAUUUAA